GGCGAAUGAAGGGGCAGAGCGACGUGGGGCAGCCGAGCAGCACGCUCGCAGACUCGUUGGAGCAGCUCGCCGUGUUGGCAGCUGCGGAUGCAGUCGCCCAGUGCGGCACCGACAUCCCGUGGUACAGACCCACGUACGCAGUAGAGACCGGCUCCAGAGGGCCCGAGGUCGUCGCGUACACGUCGAUCUCUGCCAUGGACGCCUACGCGCACAAGUCGGUGGAAGAACUGCGCUUUGAGGACUACCUCAAGCGCACCGACGUGAAGGCGGCACGGGCUCAGGCCGCGAUCGUGCCGCCACCGCCCGAGAAGGGGCCAUCGACGAGUUCACCCACGCCUGCCGGUGGGCCUCAACCGGUUACGGGUACCCCCACAUCGUUCGGCUCGUUUGGGGCCGCUCCAUCCAACACCACGUUUGAGGCGGCCAGCGCAACUACGAAAUAUGCUCCAUCAGCCAGCACUUUUUUGUUUGGCGCUGCCCAAGGCGAUACCUCUCGAGCCCCCAAUACGACCUUUGGCUCUGCAAAGCCGCCGUCGGCGGCGCAGUCGUCUGGUUUCUCGUUUGGUAGCCCAGCUCCAACCGGCACGACGUCUGGGUUCUCGUUUGCUCCAACCGGCACGGCGUUCUCGUUCAGCCCUCCGUUGUCGUCGACACCACCACCGGCUCCACCUGGUACUGCGUUUUCGUUUGGCGCUUCACCAUCGUCAGCAGCGCCGUCACCAACAGCGACGCGGCCGACAGAGUCUGGUACGGUCGCGACGGCACCCCCAACGAGCACUGCUGACUCUAGUUCGAACGCAGGCGACGAGCCGCCGGACGACUUCAAUGGUCUCUUGGCCACAACGCGCCUCGCGGGCUUUCCGUUUCCCAGUCACUGGGAUGGCACGACGCUCGUGUCGGCGUCCACUCCGCAUGCCGUGCAGCUCGAGCUCACCAAGAAGCUGCAGUUUUUACCGCGAAUAGCAGCAUCGGACACACGGCCGUUCCCGUUCGCAGGCCUUCGCUACCUCCGCACGCUUCAGGAAUCCAUGGACCAGCCAGAACUGAGUUUGUUGUAUGCGCUGGAGCUGCUCCACUUGCCGGUCGAGACCACGACACUAACCGAGCUCGAAGCCUAUUUGCGCUCCGUCCAAGGCAAGCAGGUCGACGCGCACCCGCUCUUGCUACUCGCGAUGGGACGCUGGACGCGCGACGUUACGUACGUCAAGCUCUUCGCGUCCAAGUACCCCAAGGCUCGCGAUGCGUGGUUGACAGCCGACGAAGCGCGUGCACUCUCGCCCGCGUCACCAACACCCACGUGGUCGCCCACGGACCCGUUGCAGCUCUGGCGAGCGCUUGUCGACGCAGAGAGCGUGCGCUCGACCGCCAUGGAGACCCUCCUCGGCAUGGUUGGCAUUGCCAAGGUCAAGCGCGGAGCCAUCCAGCUCUUCCAGUCGGCGCGAGCGCGCAAGAAGAUGUCGCCGACGCUGCAGGCCAAGAACCCGCUCUCGCUCAACUUUUGCUUCGUCGGGAACGCGGGCACGGGCAAGACGACGGUCGCGCGGCUCUUUGCGACGCUCUUGUUCGAGUCGGGUCUGCGCGCAAAGAAUGUGUUUGUCGAAGUCCGUGCGCAAUCGCUACUCGACCAAAAGGUCGACGCGUUCCGCACGCUCGCGGCGUCGGCCAAAGGCGGCGUCCUCUUCAUCGACGAGGCCUUCGAGUUGGACCCGGCCCAGGACUUCAAAGGCCGUGCGAUCGUCUCGGAGCUGGCCGCGCUCGCCGAAAAGUACCGGAAUGAUCUGACAAUCAUCCUGGCGGGCUACGAAGAUGAAAUGGAAACCAAGCUCUUUAGUGUCAACCCGGGUCUCAAGAGCCGCUUCCAGCUCAUCGCGUUUGAUGACAUGAGCGAAGUCGAGCUGCACGCAGUCUGGGACACGCAGCUACAAGCGCGCGGGUGGACGGCGCCGCCCGAGCUCGCGACGAUCGUGUCCAAGCGGCUUGCGAUGCGCGUGCACUCGAAAGACUUUGGCAAUGCCCGGUCGGUGCGCCAGGAAGUCGAGGCCGCCACCAUGAGCGCCAUGGCCCGCCCGACGUUUGACGGCAUAAAACUUGUGCUGGGCGUCGACGACGUCAUUGGCGACCACCCUCUGCACAACUCCAAGCUCGAGCAUGUCUUGGACGAGCUGGAGGGCAAGAUUGGGUGGGCCUCGAUCAAGAAGAGCGUCCGUGACCUCGUUCAGCACUGUGAGAAGAACUACAUACGACAGCUCGCAGGCCAAUCGCCGCUGCCAUUGAUGCUGAACCGCCUCUUCUUGGGGAAUCCUGGCACGGGCAAGACGUCGUGUGCAGCGCUCUAUGGCCGCAUCCUCAAGGAGCUCCACUUGCUCUCGAGCGGUGACGUGGUGCUCAAGACCGCGAGCGACUUGAUUGGACAGUACAUCGGCGAGACACAAACCAAGACGCAAGCAUGCUUGGAACUGGCCCGCGGCAAGGUCCUUGUCAUCGACGAAGCUCGUUCCGAGAACGACGUUGCGCGCUUUCUGCGACUUCUGGACGCCCAAGAUGGACCGAAGCUGGCCGAGACGAUCCGGGCUUUUGAGACGACGUCGUGGAACACGUGCUGGAACGACUACGACCGCUUGUCGGAACAGCAGCUCCACAUCCUCAUCGUGUCCCUCGUCAAGCUUCCGUACUCGUCGCCCGUGAAGCAGCCACCCAGCGCAAGCUGCCGCCGAGUCGGUGAUGCGUAUGCCACUGCCAUGCGAUCUUCUUCCAAGAACGAUGACGAGACCAUCGCGGCAGCAGAAAUUCUCGUUCGCUUUGUGCAGCGCUUGCUCAAAUUCCACUGGGAUGAAGAUCAAUGCGCUGUUAAGGAAGAGCUCGGAGCCAUUUUGUGCGCAGCGUCGUCGCUUCUGCGCAUCAACCGACCCGAGCACCGCGCGGCCCAAACCAAGAUCACGGAGCUGCUCGACGAGCUCGAGAAGCCGUGGAUCAUCCUGCUUGGAAGCGGUGCGCGAGAUGAUGCUCCAGAGGUAGUCUUGCCGUCGACUCGCCCGACAUGGGAGCUCGCGACCGUGGACUGGCUGCUGAACCCGCGGUUGUUCCAGCCGUCGUGCUUGCCGGUGAUGAAGACACCCGACACGCCAUCGGCUGGCGUGUACCCGUCGCGAGACGAUUACAUCAAGACGAUCGAGCGCCUCUGGACGGCAAUGACGUUUGGGGACGGCAACGGAGCACUGAGUUCCAAGUGUCUCGAGCCCGAGUGCAACCAAGUUCUCUGGCCGUGCCACCACGGUGCGCCUGGAGCAGCGACGUGCCGCACGCGUGAUUGUCAGCGCCCCGUCGUUCUUGUGUGCUCGCAUCGUCACCACAACCGCGGGCUCUGUGGAACGUGCGCUGCGCGGUCUCAGACGGGGCUCAUUGGUCCACCAGGCAUCAAGGCGUCGACGCAUGUGUACGACGCAGAGGUCUUUCACGUGGGUACCGACGGUCGCAUUUUUCUCGGCAACGUCAUGAGCCGCCGCCCGCCAGCCCAGGCCAUCCACUGGCGAACGACGAACCGUUUGUCGUGCCCAAACCUCGUGGGCUUUGUCAAGGUCUCUGGGCGUGGUGUGCCCUUGCGUGGGCCCGACCGCAUCACGUGGGCGUCGAUCGUGCCACACGAAGACAGUCGCUUUGAAGACAAACGUCGAGAAGCCGGCGAGCUCGCUGUGCUUUGUUCGGGCAUUGUGAACGUGAACGUGCACGAGCUCGUGCACAUCGGUGACCACCUUGUUGUCGUCGACUGCCAGAUCUUUGUGCCCGAGUUCAUCCCGGUCUUAAAAGCGCUCGAGCUCCAAAAGGCGAUCACGCUACCAUUCGGCGACGGCACGUGGCUGAACUUGUCGUCGCACGCCCCCGCGACCUCGAGUUUGGCAUUCGUCGAGGGUGACGACGACGAUGUGCUUCUGGAUCGCAUGCUGGCCAUGAGCACGCUGGACCCGAUUGUGCAAAUUCGCCGCGACUCUCGCGCCCGCGCUCAGCUGCACACUCGUUUGAUCGAGCUCAUGCGCGAGUUGACGCUGGACCCGGGCCAGCGGCGGAGCUUUCUCGAAGCCUUGACCCACCCCGUGCAUUUGACCCAAGGACCACCAGGGACGGGCAAGUCGUACUUGGGUGUCGGUCUCGCGCGUGCUUUGCUCAUUGUGCGCAAACUCUGGAUCCAGCAGUGCCCCUCGGUUGGGCAGCCGCCGAUUCUAGUUCUCUCGUACAAGAACCAUGCGAUCGACGAGUUUUUAAAGGACCUCGUGCGCACGCAAUCGAGCCUCAAGUACGGGACAAACGGGCUCGUUCGCAUUGGCGGCGUGUGCAAGGACCCAGAGCUGGCGCCGUUCUCGGAGCAGAGCGUAUUUUGCUCCCACAAGGAAGUUAAAGCUCAGAAGGUGCACCUCGAACAGCUGCAUCAGCUCCGCGGCGAUGUGCGCCACUUCAGCGACGACAUUUCGCCGCUUGUCAACUUCCAGUACAACUUGCUCAACGACGCGACGAAGGAGAGCACGACUGCCGCGGUGUACGUCCAGACGCUCUUGCUGCACCUCGACAUGCACGCGUUCACGGGCGACGCGGUGUUUGACGACCCAUCAUGGCGCACGAUGUUUGACGCACUCAAAACGUCGACGAUGCAACCAAUGGCGGGCGACCACAUUGAAGGACUCAUGCGUGGCAUUGCACACUACCACAACCAAUUCCAAACUACAGAAGUGCUCUGGAAGUGGAUGACGGGGUUUGUUCCGCUACCGCAAUGUCGCUUUUGCAGCGGCGAUACGACGUGUGAUCGCGUCGCGUGGUCGCGCGAGCUUGCGCUAUGCGAGAGCCAUGUGUGCAGCAUGGACGACUGCACGGAUGCGGUGGCCGACGAGGGUCGCUCGUACUGUCGCCAACACGCAUGCACCUCGGGUGAAUGCGACAACUAUAAGUUGCCAGGCCAAGUGUUGUGCGAAAGCCAUGCGUGCUUUGUUUGCCUCGCGAGCUGCCCGUCCAAGCUGGCGCAUCCCGCCGAAGACGCACCGCCUCGCAACGUGUGUAGUCGACACCCUUUGUGCUGUGCGUCGAUGUGUAUCAACGAGGUGCUCGAAUCGUCGGACUACUGUACGGCGCAUCAGAAGACGACGUGCCGCGGCAAGACGAAGAAGGGCUACGCCUGCAAGGCGAAGGUCAACAGCCUCAACCUACCGUUCUGUGCGGCACAUCGCUCGCAGGCAACACGCGCAGCCACAACCACCGUGACGGCGGUCGAGGUCGCAACAGCAGUGCCAGCGCCGAAUGACCAAAUGGACGUUGAUGACGCCAUGUACACGUCGUGCUCCGCCAAGACGCGCAAGGGCAAGCCGUGCAAGGCGGUCUUUUCGCAACAGAAAAUCCCCUUCUGUGUCGACCAUAAGUCCCAGUACGUGGCCAAGCCGACGACGACCGCCCCUCCCCACGUUGCGCAAGACGCAGUGCCGGGGGCGGUUUCGCCGCCAGCGACCGACUGUGCCGAGAAGCCAUCGUCACCGGUUUUGCUGGCAGCUCACGCAGCGAGCCCGAGUGAGAAGAUUACCAAGUCGAGCGAUGAUGAGGCAAGCGACUCGGAAGACAGCAACGACGACUACACGGGGCUUCUGGACGAGCCGUGUGACAAGGCAGCACUUGGCAAUGAAGACGAAGUCGAAGAGUCGGAGCACUUGCAGCAUCUGCGCGAGGUCUUUGAUGACGUGGUGUACACGCGCGGCGACGUCGACGGCAGCGAAGCCCUUGAAAACGAGAUCUCGGACGCGAGCAUGAGCAGUGCUGCCACUGCAGCUCCCGAGUACGACGAAGCUGCCGUCGUGCCACCGCGGGACUGGUCGUGGGCGAUGUCGUUGGACGAGCGCCGUCGUCAAUUGAUGCUUCUCGAGUCGCGCCAUCGUGGUAUCCUUGCUGCAUGGCUGGGCUACCUGGCCAAGAGCGUGGAACACGCGCGCCAAAUGCUCCAUGACGCCGAGGUCAAGGCGAAGGCGCGAGUGUACGAAGGCAAGGCUGUGAUUGGCGGCACGAUCGUUGGCUGCAUUUCGCGGCUCGAGUCGAUCCGGUCGACGAACCCGUUUGCCAUCAUUGUCGAAGAGGCAUCCGAGGUCCUUGAGCCGCUUUUGUUUGUGUGCCUCGGCGCCAGCACGUGCAAGCUCGAGAUGAUUGGCGACCACCUCCAGCUCAAGCCCUCGGUGCAGUCCAAGUUCAACUUUGAGCGCAUCAACAAAAUUGGCGUCUCGAUGUUUGAGCGACUCAUUCGCGCACCCGCCGACCACGCUGUGCCCACGUCGGUGCUCGCGAUUCAGCGCCGCAUGCGCCAAAACAUUUGCGACUUGACGCGCGCGUUUUACACGGACAUCGUCGCGAUUGAAGACCACCCGACGUGCGCGACGCGGACGCUGCCGACGUCGCCACUUUUAAAGUGCCUCCCGGCGCAUGGCCGCGAUGUGCCCGGUGUUUUGCCGCACGUGUAUUUCUGGACGCACGAAGGCCGCCAACAAAAGGCAUCGGUUGGUCUUUCGAAGAUCAACACCUAUGAGGCCGACAUGGUCGUUGCGCUUGCAAAGUACCUCGUCGCGUGCGGGGUGAAGCCGUCGUCGAUCGCCAUCUUGACGCCGUACAAGGGCCAGCUUAUGCUGAUGCGCGAAAAGCUGAUGAAGGCCAAGCUCGUCCACCGCGAGGCGUCAACAACAGCCGACACGGUCUCGCUCUCGACCGUUGAUCGGUUCCAGGGCGACGAAGCCGACAUCGUCUUGAUCUCGCUCGUGAUUGACGCCAAGUCGCGCACGCCGUUUGUGAAGCUCGUGAACCGCAUGAUUGUGUUGCUGAGCCGCGCUCGUAUCGGCAUGUACAUUGUGGGCAACGUCGGCUACUUUGAGACGACAGACAACCAAGCCGUCGCCCAUUGGCAGGCAACGCUCUCAAAACUUCGAGGCCCCGCAGCGAACGACUCUGGUGACGACGUUGACACGGUUUGGUUUGGCGAUAGCCGGCUUGGGCCCAAAUUGCCCAUCUGCUGCCCGCUGCACCCCAACGAACGAGUUGUCUUGGCGACACGGCCCGACCAGCUUCAGCUCGGGUUCUGCAACGUUGUCUGCAACGCCGCCCUUCCAUGCUCGCACGUGUGCGGCAAGACGUGCCAUUGGCCAGCGUUGACCCACAACACGGCGUGCUCAGUGCGCGUGCCGUCGCCGUGCCAUCGUCACACCACUGCACUAGUGUGCGCCCAGAUCUAUGCAAGCCUCAGCGGCCGCCGAGCACCUGGUUCCAUCGACCAAGCGCUGACACUGUACCAGUGCAGAGUGAGCGUCGACGUGCUCUUGCCGUGCUCCCACACGGUGUCGAUGCCGUGCGUGGAAGAAACCGAAAUUUCGGAAGGGUUCCGUUCUUGGCCAGAAUGCAACAAGGCCAGCGUCGCGCCGUUCAUUUACACAGCGUGCAAGCAUACGCUUACGUGCACGUGCGCCGAGUACGUCCGCCUCACGGCCAAUCCUACGUCGGCCAAGAAGUGCAUGACCACCGUCGAGUAUGUGCCGGCGUGUGGCCACGGGGUGUCGAUCCCAUGCUACGUCCGCCAGCAGUACGCGGCCGCCCCCCACGCGUUCAUUUGCUCGAAAAAGCUGACGGUGGCCCUGCCACGAUGCGGUCACCUUGUCACGGUGCCGUGCAACGUUGCUGCCUCGCUGGUCGCCUGGAGCGGCGAGAGCUGCAGCGCUGGUGUGGUGCACGAAGGCGAAGUGUACGGUCCCAAGGACCACGCUUGCCACGAGCCCGUUACCUUUGUCAAGGCAUGUGGACACACCCAGAAGGUCGCGUGCGAAGUUGCAUUUGACCUUGCCAAGCAGUCGAACGCAUGCAACGUGACGGACGAGUUUGUGAACCCUGUUUGCGGGCACACGGUGCAAGGUCCAUGUCAUAUGAAGCGCAGUGCGAUGGCUGUCUUGCGACAUCAACCUGCCGUCGCGACGAUCGAUGAAGGCGACGUCAGCCAGUUUGAGCCGUGUGCAACUUUCCAGCAGCUGAAGUGCAAGGUGCCCGUACUCUAUCGACGUCGCUGCCAGCACCAGUGCACCAUCCCGUGCAGUGCUGCGCAGGCCCAAAAGCAUGUACCCAAAUGCAGCGUGGCGGUUGUCGUGCCCAACGUGCUUUGUGGACACGACGUCACCGUGCCAUGCGGGGACACGGACUUUCGAGGCUACAAGCCGUGGCCUGCCGGCGCCGCGGCACCGCUGGUCGCUGGCGUCCUCGUCGACUCGGUGCCUCCGCCGGCGCCGCUGCCCACAACCUGUGCGCAUUCGAGCUGGGCCAACUGCCCGCAGAUGGUCACUUUUGAGCGAAGCUCAUCGUGUGGUCACAGCUUCGACAUGCGCUGCGGUGCCGCGUUCAAACUCUUGGGCAAGACGUUGCCGCCGUGCAGCCACGACACUGUGGUACAGUUGCCGUGCAGUCACGAGCGCCAAGUCCAAUGCUUUGAAGUCGACGGGCCACAAGCUCCAUGCACUGAGGAAGUCUUGCGCGAAUGCUGGAACUACGCGGCAUGCCGCCAGCGGGUCGUGUCGCUUUGCAGCGAGACGGAUGUCGUCGCGUCGUGCACGCGACGCACCGUGUGGCAGUGCCCGAGCAAGGUACACUCGAUCGAGAUUGCCCAGUGUGCCGAGGGCAUUCCAUCGGACUGUCCGCGAUGUUCGAUGGACGCCUUGGACGCUGAGCUGGCGCAAACAGAAGACCUCGUCGCGCGCUGCAGCCGUCGCAAUCACAAUGUCUCGCUGCAAGACGCAGUCAGCGACGCGAUGGCAUCAAUGCCGCCAGCGCUACAGACGUACUUGGCGCCGUACGCUGUUCCGCUUGCGCUGCGCCAGUUUCUCGAACGCAAACUCGAGCUUCUCCAUGGGUACAAGGCCGUGGUAGAACAAAUGCCCGAGUGGCAGCAGCCGCUCUACGCGCCUCGCACACAGCUGUACUAUGCGGUCUUGUCCAAAGCCCAGGUCAAGACCGUGGAAGCGAUGGACCCCAAGAACUUUGUGAAGCAGGACACGCUGUACGGCAUUUGUCUCCAAGAAUGGACGGCAGCCAACGUGCAGUGGCUCAAGGAGAAGAUGACACUGCUUCUUUGUGUCGGGUUUUCUUGUCGGACGCUCGACCCUACCACAUGUGUACCCAAGCCCGACAAGAAGAAGAUCGUGUGGUAUGAUGAGCAGCGCGCGCUCGGGGCCGAUGCGAUCCAGGUUGUUGCCAAGAAGCUCGAGUGCACGAUCUUUUGGGACCCGUACACGGUCAUGACCACGCACAAGGUGUGCCUCACGAAGCGCGACGUGAACGCGCUGCAGAUGUACGCGUCACCGCACAUCGACCGACACGUGCAGCUUGUGCGACGGAUCGAACGCCGCAUGCCUGGACGCCACGGCGCUGUCGCCUUGGACGAGAAGCCGCGCGCUUGGAUGGACAACAGCGUCUUGGCCACAACGCGCCUCGCGGGCUUUCAGUUUCCCAGCCACUGGGACGGCACGACGCUCGUUUUGGCAUCCACGCCGCGCUCGGUGCAGCUCGAGCUCGCCAAAAAGCUGCAGUCUUUACCACGGACAGCGUCGAUGGCAGACGCGUCCCCGUUUGCGGGCAUCCGCUACCUCCGCACUCUGCAGGAAUCCAUGGAUCUGCCGGAGCUGAGUUUGCUUCACGCGUUGGAGCUGCUCCACUUGCCGGCCGAGACGACGACAUUGACCGAGCUCGAGGUCUACAUGCGCUACGUUCAAGACGCGCAGGUCGACGCACACCCACUCUUGUUUCUCGCGAUGGGGCGCUGGACGAAGGAUGUCUCGUACCUUCGGCUCUUUGCGUCGACGUACCCGAACGCGCGCGAUGCGUGGUUGACGGCCGACGAGACGCGCGCGUUGUCCCCGGCGUCACAGACAGCAACGUUGCUGCCGAGCGACCCUUCGAUCAUGCAGCUCUGGGAAGAGCUCGCAGCCGCAGAGCACUUGAGCUCGGCUGCGAUGGACGACCUUCUCGGCAUGAUUGGCAUCGGCAAGGUGAAGCGCGCGGCCGUCCAGCUCUUCCAGUCGGCCCUAGCGCGCAAGAAGAUGCCGCUUGCGAUGCGGAAGAAGAACUCGUUGUCCUUCAACUUUUGCUUUGUCGGGAACGCGGGCACGGGCAAGACGACGGUCGCGCGGACCUUUGCGACGCUCUUGCACGAGUCGGGUCUGCGCGCAAAAGAUGUGUUUGUCGAAACGAAUGCGCAAACGCUCAAGGACGAAGGCGCCCCCGAGUUUCGAAAGCUCGCAGCAUCGGCCAUGGACGGCGUUCUCUUUAUCGACGAGGCGUACGACUUGGACCCAAGCAGCGAUUUCAAGGGCCGCGCAAUCGUCUCGGAGCUACUUACGCUCUCUGAGAACCACCGCGACCGCCUCACGAUCAUCUUGGCGGGCUACGAAGACGACAUGCAAACCAAGCUGUUCAGUUUCAACAAGGGCCUCAAGAGUCGGUUCCAGCUCAUCACGUUUGAUGACUUUGACGAAGUUGAGUUGCACGCAGUCUGGAACAUGCAGCUCGAGGCGCGCGGGUGGACGGCGCCGCCUGAGCUCGCAACGAUCGUCUCUAAGCGCCUCGCAAUUGCCGCCAACACCAAGGGCUUUGGCAACGCCCGUGCCGUGCGCAAGGAAGUCGAGGCCGCCACCCAGAGCGCGAUGGCCCGGCCCGCGUUUGACGGGGCGGCACCAGUGCUGUGCCUCGAAGAUGUGGUCGGCGACCACCCGUUGCACAACCCCAAGCUCGAGCGUGUCUUGGGCGAGCUCGAGGGCAAGAUUGGAUGGGCCUCGAUCAAGAAGAACCGCUCUAUGGCCGCAUCCUCAAGGAGCUAA
This is a messenger RNA of Saprolegnia diclina VS20, 10859 nucleotides long. RefSeq lists its product as hypothetical. The record is from RefSeq and is a predicted model, not a curated record. The coding region runs from base 6 to 10859 and encodes 3617 amino acids. Lineage: Eukaryota; Oomycota; Saprolegniomycetes; Saprolegniales; Saprolegniaceae. The transcript is spliced from 6 exons. Gene Ontology annotation, molecular function: helicase activity; ATP hydrolysis activity; ATP binding.